GAGUUACUAUGUCACAACAGACCCUUUCGGAUAUUUCUUUGUUUCCAAUAUACAAUAUAAAUAACAAAAAAAAAUAAAGAACACCAAUGUAAAUUUUUGAUGACAUAACUUUCAUAAAAAUAGAUGCUGUAUUUUUCAUUAAUAUACUUUUGAAUAGAAUGUUGACUCAUAUUAUUAACCAAUCAGAUUAUAGUUUUUUAAAUCUAUUUUCCUAUUGGUUAAAAAAUGUAAGCCUAAAAAAUAUAUAUAUAUAUAUGCUACGAAAAAAGAAAAAAAUAACCCAUUUUGAAUUGAAUUCAUUGUAGUAAAUUACAAAUCUUUACUGACAUCUAUUAGCUCUUGUGAAAGAGCAUAGAUUGACUAUUUACCAUUCAUUAAUAUUCUUUAUUGAAUCCUUUCCAGAGAAAACUUUUACUUUCUUACUUACUUACUGUUAUCCUUUGUGGAAGAGCAUAAACCAUCCAGCAAAUACUUUCCAUUCAAUCUUGUUUUGGGUUAUCCUUUCCAGUGAAAACUUUAAUUAUAUGCUUAUUUUAUUAUUAUUAUUAUUAUAAUUCAUAAUGAAUAAUCAAUUAAAUACCAUAAAUAAACAAUCUAAUUUACAAUUAUAUAGAAUAAUUAAACUUGAUAAUAAUAAUAAUCCUAAUCAUAAUAAUCAAAUUUUUACAUUUAUAAUACCAUCACAAUUUAUUAAAGGUUUUUUACCUAGUAUUCAAUCUAAUGAAUUUUAUUAUGCUGGACAUUAUUGGUAUAUACGUAUGGAAUAUGAUAUUCAUACAAAUGAUCAAUCUAAUACUACUCCUACUCCUACUCCUACUACUCCUACUACUACUCAUACUACUACUACUACUCAUACUACUACUCAUAAUACUAAACAAUUUAUUCAAUAUAAUAAACAACCUAUAAAUAUAUCAAUUCAUUUAUGUCAUUUAUCUAAUGGUUUAUUAUGUCAUAUGAAAUCAAUGAAAUUUACUAUACCACAUCAAUUCGAUUAUAGAUUAAAUUUAAUACAUCAAAUUGAUAAUAUUUAUUUUACAAAUAAAAAUUUAUUCUAUCAAUCAAUAUCAUGGAUUCAAAAUAAUUCAAUAUUAUUUAAUCAAUAUUAUUUAUUUGAUAAUUAUACAUGUUUAUUAGAAAUUGAAUUCAUUGAUUUUAUUACAAUUUAUGAAGAACAAUUACAUAUCCCGAAAACAAUUAAAGAUAUAUUACAUGAUCAAUGUAUUGAAUCAACAACAUUUACCUAUUAUAAUAAUGAUUGGAGUUUUAUUAUUGAUUGGAAACAUACUACUAAUAAAAAUUAUAAAGAUAAUCGUCCUAAAUGUUAUCUACAAAAACAUAAUACAUUAAAACAUUGGUUACGUAUACAAUAUAUGAUUUUCAUUGAUUGGUAUCAAUUAGGUCAAUAUAAAACAGAUAUAUUAGAUCAUUUAAUCAAUCCAGAUUAUAGUUCUAUUACUGAACCAUUAUUGAUUGGUGAUAUCAAUUGGUUUGUAAAUCAUACAUUAUCAACUAUAAUUAAAUUAAAACAUAAAAUUUUUAUAAAAAUUUAUUUUUAUUCUAUUACUUAUAUGAAUUUUAUUAAUUUAAUACCAACAUUACCAUAUUAUCAUGAAAAUUGUUGUCAAUUUAUUGAUCCAUAUGGUAUAGAAUGGUUUAUUAUAAGUGAUAUAUUAGGAAAAUUAGUACAAUUGAAAUUAUAUUGUAUAAAUCAAUUGAAUAAUUUUAAUGAUUUCCAAUAUAUUGAUUAUAAUAAUAAUAAUAAUAAUAAUCAAUUUAAUGUACAAGUAAGAUGUACAGCAUGGUCAAUUCAAUUAAUCCCAUAUAAUAAAUCAUUAAAUAAUGUCAAAUCAAUUAGUCCAUUCUAUGUGAUUUAUACUUCAAUGAAUAAUACUACUAAUAAUACUACUAAUACUACUAAUAAUAAUACUACUCAUACUACUACUAGUACUACUAGUACUACUACUACUAAUAGUAAUAUCAAUCAAACAAUGAUAAAACAAAAUACAAAAUUAAAUUAUCAAGAAAUUAUUCUAAAUUUAGAUGUUGAAAAGGUAUGUAGUUCCAAUUUUGGAUAUUCUCGUCCAAGUGAUAAUGCAAUUACAUUACGUAUUGAAUGGUUAUAUUCACAUGUAUUAUGUAGAGGUGAUUAUCAAUAUUAUGAUGAAUUGAUCGCAAAACAACGUUAUCAUCUAUUAAAAGAUAUAAGUAAUAAAGAUUUACAAAAUGAACAUUUAAACAAACUUAAACUAGUUCCAGUUUCAACAUCAACAUCAACAUCAACAUCAACAUUAUCACCAUCAUCUAAAGAGAAUGAUCAAGAGGAUAAUCAUAAUAAUCGAGGAAAAUUAGAAUCAGAAUUCAAUAUUAAUCAUUCUAAUAAACAAUCAUCUUAUUUAAGAAAAUCAUCUGAAAUAUUAUUAUCAUCAUCAUCAUCAUCAUCAUCAUUUAAAAUUAAAAAAACUUCCACACAAAAAGGAUCAAUCUCACCAAAUCAUUCAAUCUAUAGUGGGAAUUCUUUAACAAAUUCACCAAAUAUAAAACAUUUUUUAACACCAUCAGUCAUUAUUAAUGGUCAUUUGAAUUCAGAUAUCAAUCAUUUAAAUUUAAAUGAUAAUAAGGAUGAUGAUGAUGAUGAUGGUGAUUCUUCAACAAAUCAAUCAUGGCGUCGUCAUAGUUCUUGUUUAGAAGAUGUUGGAACAUCAAAACCAAGACAACGUAGACAAUUACCAUCACCUCCUCUUCUACCUCCUCCUGCUAUAUUAGCAUCAUCAUCAUCAUUAUCAUCAUCAACAUCAGGAGUUAUAUUGCCUGGAGAUGUUAAUAUUCAUUCAUCAAAUGAUCGUUUUCAAACAACACGAACAAAUAAUAAUAAUAAUAGUCCACGUUUAUCAUUAAAACAUGAACAUUCGGAUUUUGGUUAUUUUAUCUAAAACAAAAAAAAAAAAGAAAAAAAGUAAAUAAACAACAAAAAAAACAAAAAAAAAUAAUUUUUUUCUGUCUGUGCGUGGGUGUGUGUGCAAUUUUGCUGGGUUUUUUUCUGAAAAAAAUUUAAUUUAUCAAAAUGUUUUUGUGUAUGUGCGUGUGUGUGUGUGUGCGCGAGUGUGUGAGCGUGCGUAGGUGUGUGUGUGUUGUAUGUUUCAUGUAAACCAAACAAACCAAAUUUCUUUAUUUUCAUUAUUUAUUUUAAAUAGAAAAAAAACUAAAUUUUCAUGGUUUCUUUUUUCAUUUUU
Messenger RNA from Schistosoma spindalis, 3230 nucleotides. Lineage: Eukaryota; Metazoa; Platyhelminthes; Trematoda; Strigeidida; Schistosomatidae. The record is from the annotation of a GenBank genome assembly.